AUGGAUUCCACAUUAAUUCUUGACCAACUUAGUCUAUCAUGGGAAACUCCUUUAUUAGAUAUUAUGAUUGAAAAUUGUGUUUUGACGGUUGACCAAAAAAGAAAUGAUCAAAUAGCUGACUCGAAUAUAAGACUCCUAGGUAAUGCAAUUCUCUCUUCCGAAAAAGAAUAUUCCGUUGCUAAUCUUUUUGUUAAAAAUCAAAGUAACAUUUUAAGAGCAAAUGUUAUAGAUACUGAAGUAAUUGUUGGAGAUAAUACAGAAUUCAUUGUUGAUGUUCCUAAUUCGGACUUUAUUUCGAUAAAUUUGCAAACAAAUUCAACAUUAUCUUCGAAGUACGUAAUAUCAGCAGAAGUAAUAUCUACUAUCAAUAAUUCACCAGAUGGAGUCAUUAAUAUCGAUGCAACUGUUAAUAUUUCAGAAAAAUUAAGUUAUGGAUCUACAAAACUUAUUGUAAAAGAGCUAAUUUUACACGAAUAUGGACUUUUGGCAUGCGUACAUCAUAAUACAGGUGUAAUUCCUUGCACAAUAUAUAAUGCCAAGAAAAUCAAUUUCAUUUUUUCAACAAAUCCAGGUUAUAGUACAGAACAAAAUGAAAUCUUGUUUGAUGAUUUGUUCUGGGCCGGAAAGAACACAUUUGAUGUUCUAGAAACGAAUCUUUCAAUAAAGAAAAUAAAUUUAAUAAGUGAAGCCGCAAGUAUUGAAGAGAUAGUUAUAUUCCAAUCAAACACUUUCUUGAAACUCACGAAAAAUGAAACAAUGAUCCAGUUUAAAUACAUUGAAAGUCCAUUUUCUGUAUUUUCAAAGUUUUGUUUUGGAGGAAACAUCGAAGAUUCCAUUUGUAAAGAAACUCCAAGAUAUUUCUAUCAGUCAUACAAUGAUAGUUGGAAAUCAUAUCUUACUUCGCACACACAACGAAUAAUAUUAGCAUUCAAUGAUACAAAAGAAACUAUUGAUUUGAUGAAUAUCAAUGAUACACAAACAUUGGAUUUACAAUUAUCAGGAAACACAGAAGUAAACAUUGUUUGUUCAUCUCCUCCAAAUAAUAUUCAGUCAUUAUUUGUAACUGGAGGAAUUGUUAACUUUGAUUUUGAUAACUUCACUGAAUUAUCAAUGUUACUUGUUAUUUCGAACACAAAUAUUACAUUGAAGAAUUGUAAUUUGUUUCUCACUGGGUUUUCGUCUAUCAAUCCCAGCUCAUUAUAUACGCAACCAAUCAAAAAUCUGAUAUGGGAGUCCAAGGCUAACUUUUUGUUGUCUACCUAA
Molecule: messenger RNA, 1263 nt
Organism: Trichomonas vaginalis G3
Lineage: Eukaryota; Parabasalia; Trichomonadida; Trichomonadidae
Product: spectrin binding
Exons: 1
Coding region: 1-1263 (420 amino acids)
Source: RefSeq, a predicted model, not a curated record